Molecule: messenger RNA, 2108 nt
Organism: Cryptomeria japonica (Japanese cedar)
Lineage: Eukaryota; Viridiplantae; Streptophyta; Pinopsida; Cupressales; Cupressaceae
Product: glucan endo-1,3-beta-glucosidase 11
Exons: 5
Coding region: 258-1454 (398 amino acids)
Biological process (GO): carbohydrate metabolic process
Cellular component (GO): plasma membrane
Molecular function (GO): hydrolase activity, hydrolyzing O-glycosyl compounds
Source: RefSeq, a predicted model, not a curated record
ACUAAAAGUCGCUAAUUGCGCUACCUCCUCUCUCUCCUCUUCCUCCUGCAGCCUUGAUGCAGCCAAGUAAAGAAAAGUAUCCCAUAUCAUACCCAGCUACCCAAGGAAUACUCUUAUGCUUCCAAUAUAUAUCUUCUCUUCAUCACCCCAACUUUAUUCAUCGCCAUCAUUAUUCAAUUGUAAUCACAAUCAGUACACAGCUAUCAAGGCUGCCAUUCACCUACUUUAAGCAUUUAUUCACUGCAUAAACUCCCACAAUGAUAUCUCGGACCUGCGCAAUGGGACUCCUAUUUGCCGUCUGUGUUUUGUUGCUCUUGUGUUCCAAAACGGAGAGUUUAUCUAUCGGGGGCAGCAGCACAAUAGGCAUCAACUACGGACAACUAGCAGACAACAUACCUUCGCCAAGCAAAGUGGCACAGUUGUUGCAGGGAAUCAAGAUAAAAAAAGUGAAACUGUAUGACUCAAACCCAGAAAUUCUGAAGGCUUUCGCUAAAAAAGAUAUAGCACUGUGGGUGGGCAUUGGGAACGAAAACGUUGCAGGGCUGAUUACAACUCAAGGGGCCCUGGCAUGGCUGAAUCAGAACUUGACUCCCUAUUUACCAGAUACCAAAAUUGUGGGUAUUUCUGUGGGCAACGAGAUCUAUACAGGAACUGAUGCACAGCUCAGUGCUAAUCUGGUGCCAGCAAUGUCGGCCAUCCAUUCGGCCCUCGUCAGCCUUGGCUUGGACGCCUCUAUCCAAGUCUCCACUGCCCAUUCCAUUGGUGUGUUGGGUAGCAGUUACCCACCAUCUGCUGGUGCUUUCAGGGAGGAACUGACUAGUCUGAUAACACCACACCUGGAAUUGCUGUCAUUAACUGGUUCCCCAUUUUGGCUCAACGCCUAUCCUUUCUUUGCCUACAAGGACAACCCAGGGAAGAUUUCUUUGGACUAUGUCUUGUUCAAGCCUAACCAAGGCAUGGAUGAUCCUGCUACUAAUUUGCACUACGACAACAUGUUAUAUGCUCAGGUGGAUGCCUGUUAUACUGCUCUUAGUGCACUGGGCUAUGGCAAUUUGGAAGUGAGGGUUUCUGAGACAGGGUGGCCUUCUAAGGGAGAUCCUGAGGAGAUCGGGGCUAGUAUACAGAAUGCACAAGCUUAUAACAGGAAUCUGUUAGUCAGGCUGGCACAGAACCAGGGGACACCAAUGAAACCAACUGCUAGUCUUGAGGCUUAUGUAUUUGCACUGUUUAAUGAAGAUCUUAAGCCAGGUCCAACUUCAGAGAGGAACUAUGGUCUGUAUAAGCCCGAUGGUGUUAUUGCCUAUUAUGUUGGUCUUGGGCGUUCUUCUGCUAGCAAUGCCCUCUCUGCUUUCACUUCCUCUGCCCAGGGAGCCUGUGAUCAGCUGACAACAUUGAGAAGACUGUUUAUAAUACUCUUAAGCAUUGUGUGCUCUUACCUUCUCAUCAUCCGCUGAACAGAACUCAUUCUAUUCAUGAUAUUCUUCAAUGCAAUUGAUCGUACCUAAGCUGAUUUAUUAAUUCUUCGUGGCAAAGCCAUGAGGCAUUCAUAAAUGAAGCAAGGAUUCAGUAGGGUGUUUGAUAACAUGGAAUUUUAACAUUUAAUGGAAGCAUGCUAACGAUUCUUUUACCUUCCCCGAUUCAGUUCAAGUUAACUAUUUCUUUCUGAUCUACUACGUGUCACUAUGAUAUUAGACCCAAUUGUGGCAAAGGCAUAUAGGCCAGAAAUAAAGAAAACAAAUUUUGUAUUUGUAAUAUAUUGUUCUAGAAAAAAUGUUUUCCUUAUAUUAUAUGGUCGCAGUGGCCAGGGUGUGCUAUGUAGUUGUUUUUUUAUAGUUAAAAGUCAAACAGCAAUUGUCUUUAUUCAACAAAUCUGAUGGUUUUCUAUUUGGAAUAUGGGAAACCCACAUGUGAGGACUUCUUUUCCUUGUCUGCUACGAUCUUAUCAAUCUUCGAGUUGCUUUGGUGAUUAUAAUUGUCUAUAAAGUAAAAUUGUAUAAAAUGUUGUAAGUACUUUUCUUGGUACAUGGGCAUUGAUUUGCUGUAUGAGGUUUUUGUGCUCAAGGAAGAAGUAUGAUUCCAAGGAAAUAAAAUCGCUUAUUUUACAUUGA